CGUUCCAUUUUAGUUGCUGUUUAUAAUCAUUGUAAAGAAGAACACUGAACUUUGAAAAAAAUGUUAGAAACUAUAGACAAAAAUCGGGCCCUGCAGGCAGCCGAGCGCUUGCAAGCCAAGCUGCGCGAACGUGGGGAUGUAGCCAAUGAAGACAAACUGAACCUUCUAAAGUCAGUCUUGCAGAGCCCGCUCUUCAGUCAGAUUCUGAACCUUCAGACUUCCGUGCAGCAGCUGAAAGAGCAGGUAAACACUGCAACUUUGGCAAGUUCAAAUGUCGAAUAUGCCCACAUCCCACAUCUCAACCCAGCUAUGAUUCCUACUCUGCAAAAUGAGUCAUUUUUAUCAUCACCCAAUAAUGGGACUCUGGAAGCACUUACAGGAUUGGGUGCUGCACACAUCAAUGGGAAACCUGCUUGUGAUGAAUUUGAUCAGCUGAUCAAAAACAUGGCCCAGGGUCGCCCUGUGGAGGUUUUUGAGCUCCUCAAACCUCCGUGUGGAGGCCUCGGGUUUAGUGUCGUGGGACUCAGGAGUGAAAACCGGGGCGAACUGGGAAUAUUUGUGCAGGAGAUCCAAGAGGGCAGUGUGGCUCACAGAGAUGGAAGAUUGAAGGAAACUGAUCAAAUCCUUGCUAUCAAUGGACAGGCACUUGAUCAGACAAUUACUCAUCAGCAGGCUAUCAGCAUCCUGCAGAAAGCCAAAGAUAAUGUCCAGUUAGUUAUUGCCAGAGGCUCAUUGCCUCAACUCAUCAGCCCCAUAGUUUCCCGUUCUCCAUCUGCAGCCAGCACAAUUUCAGCUCACUCGAAUCCGGAGCUUUGUUUUCAGGUCCACUGGCAGCAUGUGGAGACUAUUGAAUUGGUGAAUGAUGGGUCUGGUCUGGGAUUUGGCAUUGUAGGAGGGAAAGCCACUGGUGUGAUAGUAAAAACCAUUCUGCCUGGAGGAGUAGCCGACCAGCAUGGGCGAUUAUGCAGUGGAGACCACAUUCUAAAGAUUGGGGACACAGAUCUAGCAGGAAUGAGCAGUGAGCAAGUAGCGCAAGUCCUCAGGCAAUGUGGAAACAGAGUUAAAUUGAUGAUUGCAAGAGGUGCCGUAGAAGAACCAACAGCGUCCACCUCUUUGGGCAUCACCCUUUCUUCAUCCUCAUCAUCUACGCCAGAGAUGCGGGUUGAUGCUUCUACUCAGAAAAAUGAAGAUAGUGAGACAUUUGAUGUAGAACUCACUAAAAAUGUCCAAGGAUUGGGAAUUACCAUUGCUGGUUACAUUGGAGAUAAAAAAUUAGAACCUUCGGGAAUCUUUGUAAAGAGCAUUACAAAGAGCAGUGCUGUUGAACAUGAUGGAAGAAUCCAAGUUGGAGACCAGAUUAUAGCAGUGGAUGGCACAAACCUUCAGGGUUUUACCAAUCAACAAGCAGUGGAGGUGUUGCGACACACAGGACAGACUGUGCACCUGACGCUGAUGAGGAGAGGAACGAAGCAGGAAGCCGAGCUCACGUCACGGGAGGAUGUCACAAAGGACGCGAUUUUGUCUCCUGUUAAUGCCAGUUUAAGCAAAGAAAAUUAUGAAAAAGAAGAAGAUCCUCUAUCGUUGAGGAGAAAUGCCAACAUAUUACCAAUUGAAGAAGAAGGUAAACAUCUGGAGCCAGGGUAUCCGUUGCUGUCAGCUGAGAGAGAGGAAAUAGAAGAUGCACAACAACAGGAAGCUGCCCUGCUGGCAAAGUGGCAAAGGAUUAUGGGAAUUAAUUAUGAAAUAGUGGUGGCCCAUGUGAGCAAGUUCAGUGAGAACAGUGGGUUGGGGAUAAGUCUGGAAGCAACAGUGGGACAUCAUUUUAUCCGAUCUGUUCUACCAGAAGGUCCUGUUGGCCACAGUGGGAAGCUUUUCAGUGGAGAUGAGCUAUUGGAAGUGAAUGGCAUAACUUUGCUUGGGGAAAAUCACCAAGAUGUGGUGAAUAUUUUAAAAGAACUGCCUAUAGAAGUGACAAUGGUGUGCUGUCGUCGAACUGUGCCACCCACCACCCAGUCCGAAUUGGAUAGCCUGGACUUAUGUGAUAUUGAACUAAUAGAAAAGCCUCAUGUAGAUCUAGGUGAGUUCAUCGGGUCCUCAGAGACAGAGGAUCCUGUGUUGGCGAUGACUGAUGCGGGUCAGAAUGCGGAGGAGGUACAAGGACCUUUGGCCAUGUGGGAGACUGAUGUUCAGUACAUCGAGCUGGAGAAAGGGAGCAAAGGACUUGGUUUUAGCAUUUUAGAUUAUCAGGAUCCAGUUGAUCCAGCGAGCACUGUGAUCGUAAUUCGUUCUUUGGUGCCUGGUGGCAUUGCUGAAAAGGAUGGACGGCUUCUUCCUGGAGAUCGACUCAUGUUCGUCAAUGAUGUUACCCUGGAAAACAGCAGUCUCGAAGAGGCUGUGCAGGCUCUAAAGGGCGCACCAUCAGGAACAGUGAGAAUAGGAGUUGCCAAGCCUUUACCCCUUUCACCAGAAGAAGGUUAUGCUUCUGCUAAGGAGGAUUCCUUUCUCUACCCGCCACACUCCUGCACGGAGGAAGGGCUGGCUGACAAAGCCCUCUUCAGGGCUGACUUGGCUCUGGUGGAUACCAAUGAUGCUGACUUAGCAGACGAGUCUACCUUUGAGUCUCAGUACUCCCCUGAUAAUGACAGUAUCUACUCCACUCAAGCCUCUAUUUUAUCUCUACAUGGCAGUGCUUGUAGUGAUGGCCUGAACUAUGGAUCCUCCCUUCCGUCUUCUCCUCCCAAGGGUGUUACUGAAAACUCUUCAGAUCCAGUACUUGAUCUCCAUAUGUCCUUGGAGGAACUUUAUGCCCAGAAUCUUCUGCAAAGACAGGAUGAGAGUCCACCUUCAGUGGACUUGAGCAUGGGACCUGCUUCUGGCUUUACCAUAAAUGAUUAUACACCUGCAAAUGCUGUUGAACAACAAUAUGAAUGUGAAAACACCGGAGCAUGGACUGACUCUCACCUACCAAAUGAAGUUAUAUCAAGCGCAGAACUCACUUCCGUGCUACCUGACGCAACUGGGAAGGGCUCCGAGUUCUUAAUUCACCAGAGCUCCCUGAGUUCUACUGCCGAGUGUGUCAUGCUCCAAAAUAUAUCUGAAGAAUCUUUUGAGAGGACUGUUACUAUAGCAAAAGGCAAUUCUAGCCUGGGGAUGACAGUAAGUGCUAAUAAAGAUGGCUUGGGGAUGAUUGUUCGAAGCGUCAUUCACGGAGGUGCCAUUAGUCGAGAUGGCCGGAUUGCCGUUGGGGACUGCAUCUUAUCUAUUAAUGAAGAGUCUACUAUCAGCUUAACCAAUGCCCAGGCGCGAGCCAUGUUAAGAAGACAUUCUCUCAUUGGGCCUGACAUAAAAAUUACCUAUGUGCCUGCAGAGCAUUUGGAAGAGUUCAGAAUGAGCUUAGCACAGCAGUCUGGAGGAAUAAUGGCACUGGAUAUUUUUUCUUCAUACACCGGCAGAGACAUUCCAGAACUGCCAGAGCGAGAAGAAGGAGAGGGAGAAGAAAGUGAACUUGAGAAUGCAGCAUAUAGCAACUGGAAUCAGACCAGGCGGGUUGAACUUUGGAGAGAACCAAGCAAAUCCUUGGGCAUCAGCAUUGUUGGUGGACGAGGAAUGGGGAGUCGUCUAAGCAACGGUGAAGUGAUGAGGGGCAUUUUCAUCAAACAUGUUCUGGAAGAUAGUCCAGCUGGCAAAGAUGGAACCUUGAAACCUGGAGAUAGAAUCGUAGAGGUGGAUGGAAUGGACCUCAGAGAUGCAAGCCAUGAACAAGCUGUGGAAGCCAUUCGGAAAGCAGGCAACCCUGUAGUCUUUAUGGUACAGAGCAUUAUAAACAGACCAAGGAAAGCCCCUUUGCCUUCCUUGCUGCACAACCUUUACCCUAAGUCCACCUUCAGCAGCACUAACCCAUUUGCUGGUUCUCUGCCGUUCAACGCUGACAAGGAAUUACAGAAUUCAAGUAGAGUUAUCUUCCGUUGUUCCCCAACUAACCCUUUUGCUCCCACACCAUUUAAGGCACCCAGUCAGUCAGAAUCAGAGCCAGAAAAGGCGCCAUCAGUCCGUGUGCCUCCGCCCCCCCCUCCUUCAGCAUUUGCAGAAAUGAGUGGUGAUCAGGCAAGGUCGUCUGCAAGCACAGUCUCAGAAGAUGGGGACAAAGAGGAUGAGUUUGGUUACAGCUGGAAAAAUAUCAGAGAGCGUUAUGGAACCCUAACAGGUGAUCUACACAUGAUUGAACUGGAAAAGGGUCGUAGUGGUUUGGGUCUAAGUCUUGCUGGGAACAAAGACCGAUCCAGGAUGAGUGUCUUUAUAGUGGGGAUUGAUCCAAAUGGAGCAGCUGGGAAAGAUGGUCGAUUGCAGAUUGCAGACGAGCUUCUAGAGAUCAAUGGUCAAAUUUUAUAUGGAAGAAGUCAUCAGAAUGCUUCAUCAAUCAUUAAAUGUGCUCCUUCUAAAGUAAAAAUAAUUUUUAUCAGAAAUAAAGAUGCAGUGAGUCAGAUGGCCAUAUGUCCUGGAAAUACAAUAGAACCUUUGUCUUCUGCCUCAGAGAAUCUACAAAACAAGGAGACUGAACUAAGUGUUACUACUUCUGACUCAGCUGUGGACCUCAGUUCAUUUAAAAAUGUGCAAUAUCUGGAGCUUCCCAAGGAUCAGGGGGGUUUGGGCAUUGCUAUCAGUGAGGAAGAUACACACAGCGGAGUCAUCAUCAAGAGUCUCACAGAGCACGGGGUGGCAGCCAAGGAUGGACGGCUCAAAGUUGGAGAUCAGAUCUUGGCUAUAGAUGAUGAAGUUGUUGUUGGCUAUCCUGUUGAAAAGUUUAUUAGCCUUUUGAAAACAGCAAAGACGACAGUGAAACUUACCAUUUGUGCUGAGAAUCCAGAUUCCCAGGCAAUUGCUUCAGCAGCUGGUACAGCCAAUGGAGAAAAGAAGAACAGCUCCCAGUCUCCAAUGGUCCCACCGUCUGGCUCCCCAGAACCAGAGUCCAUCCGAAGUACAAGCAGGUCAUCAACGCCAGCAGUCUUUGCUUCUGAUCCUGCAACCUGCCCCAUUAUCCCAGGCUGUGAAACAACAAUUGAGAUAUCUAAAGGGCGAACAGGAUUGGGCCUGAGCAUCGUUGGGGGUUCUGACACACUGCUGGGUGCCAUUAUCAUCCAUGAAGUUUAUGAAGAAGGAGCAGCAUGUAAAGAUGGAAGACUCUGGGCUGGAGAUCAGAUUUUAGAGGUGAAUGGCAUUGACUUGAGAAAGGCCACCCAUGAUGAAGCAAUAAAUGUCCUGAGACAGACACCACAGAGAGUGCGCCUGACGCUCUACAGAGAUGAAGCCCCAUACAAAGAGGAGGAUGUGUAUGACACGCUCACCGUUGAGUUGCAGAAGAAACCGGGGAAAGGCCUGGGAUUAAGUAUUGUUGGUAAAAGAAAUGAUACUGGAGUAUUUGUGUCAGACAUCGUCAAAGGGGGAAUUGCAGACGCUGACGGAAGACUGAUGCAGGGAGACCAGAUAUUAACGGUGAAUGGAGAGGACGUCCGCAGUGCCACCCAGGAGGCUGUUGCUGCUUUGCUAAAGUGUUCCCUAGGCACAGUGACCUUGGAAGUCGGAAGAAUGAAAGCUGGUCCCUUCCAUUCAGAGAGGAGGCCUUCUCAAAGCAGCCAGAUGAGUGAAGGCAGCCUGUCAUCAUUCUCUUUUCCACUUUCUGGAUCCAGUACAUCUGAGUCACUGGAAAGUAGCUCAAAGAAGAAUGCAUUGGCAUCUGAAAUACAGGGAUUAAGAACAGUGGAAAUAAAAAAGGGGCCCACUGACUCAUUGGGAGUCAGCAUCGCUGGAGGCGUGGGCAGCCCACUUGGUGACGUCCCUGUAUUUAUUGCAAUGAUGCACCCGAAUGGAGUUGCAGCUCAGACCCACAAACUCAGGGUUGGGGAUAGAAUUGUCACUAUCUGUGGCACGUCCACUGAGGGGAUGACUCACACCCAAGCAGUUAACUUACUGAAAAGUGCCUCUGGCUCCGUUGAAAUGCAGGUGGUUGCUGGAGGAGAUGUGAGUGUGGUCACAGGCCAUCAGCAGGAACCCACCAAUUCUAGUCUUUCUUUCACUGGGCUGACAUCAAGCAGCAUAUUUCAGGAUGAUUUAGGACCUCCUCAGUGUAAGUCUAUUAUGCUAGACCGAGGACCAGAUGGCUUGGGUUUCAGUAUAGUAGGAGGAUACGGCAGCCCUCAUGGAGACUUACCAAUUUAUGUUAAAACAGUGUUUGCAAAGGGAGCAGCCUCCGAGGAUGGGCGUCUCAAAAGGGGUGAUCAGAUCAUUGCUGUCAAUGGGCAGAGUCUAGAAGGGGUGACCCAUGAAGAAGCCGUCGCCAUCCUUAAGCGGACAAAAGGCACUGUCACUUUGCUGGUUCUCUCCUGAGUUUGCUGCCAGAGCUGAGGCAGCUCAACCCCUCACCACACCCACACUGUAAAGAGAGUGGGACUGGCUUUGUGGACGACUUUUCCCAUGCUGUGUUUAUCGGACUUGUUAGAACUGUAGAGGAAGAAUACCACUUGUUUAUUUUUCUCAUAUGAAAAUGAUUUUCUUACAACGUAGCAUCAUUUUUCCUUUCUCCUUGCAUUUUGUGAAUAUAAACUCAAAAAGAAGGAUUAUUUGCAUAGUUAAUUCCAGUCUUUCUUUAUGAAGAUAUCUGACAUUUUGUAGUCACAUGGACAAAAGUUGUUUUGUGCUAAACUGGUUAGUAGAGAAAGAAAAAUAAUUCUAAAGCUAAGCAAAGAGAAAUGGUUUCAUGAGAUUAGGGUGAAAAAUGAAAAUAUAAAAUAAAGAAAAUCUCAAGUUUUAUAAAAAUGCUUCAUUUUGUCAAUCCAACUCCUCUCCCCACUUCGAACUAAAAAAGAAAACAUGUUUUUCUAUUGAAAGUCUUUAAAAAUGCUCUCAGUAUUUAAAAGUUUUGAAUAUUGUAAAAAAUUGCAUCUCCCCACCUCCAGUAUACACAUAUAUGUUUUCCCCCUAAAAUGGGUUUCUAAGAUUGAGUAAAUGGCACAUAUAUGAAGCAAUGGCCCUAAGUUUGUAAAGAAAACAUUUAAUGUGCAUCUUGCCAUCAUUUUCGUUUUUGACCUGUUUUCAUGUUUCUGUAAGUAAAAUGAUGAUGCUACCCUGUAUUGACUGUGGUUUCCCCAAAGAGCAGCCAUGCUAACCAUGGAGGAACAUAGAAGCUCCCAGAAUCUUUAGUACUCGUUUUAACUGAUGCAACACUAAAAAUGUGUUAGUGCAUUGUGCAAUUGGUUGUCAAUUAGUAUUAAUCUUAAUGACAGAGAAAAAAGCAAUGUGUUAGUAAUUAUUUUAGUUGUAUGCCAUUAGUAAAUUGAUAGAAAAAUUAAGGGGAUUAACAUAACUUCAUUUCAUUGCCUUAUAUUAACAUCUUAUAAUACAAUAGUUUAAGACUAAAGGAAACAGAUGGAGCUGUUUAUUGAGACAACUGGUGAGGAAUUAUCAUGUGUUCAUUCCCAUUUUAGAGCGUGAAACUCCUACAUUAGAAUAUAUAAAGUCACUUUAAAUAUUAUCUAUAUUUGUAACAGAAGUAGUGUACAGAUAUUUUAUUACAGCACUUUUGUGUAAAUGCAGAAUUGAAGUAAAUAAAUCAGAAGUUUCAUGGUGUACAAAUAAA
Molecule: messenger RNA, 7630 nt
Organism: Equus quagga
Lineage: Eukaryota; Metazoa; Chordata; Mammalia; Perissodactyla; Equidae
Gene: MPDZ
Product: multiple PDZ domain crumbs cell polarity complex component
Exons: 47
Coding region: 61-6381 (2106 amino acids)
Molecular function (GO): protein binding
Source: RefSeq, a predicted model, not a curated record